CUGCAAUUAAUCAGCUCUGCAAGACUUUUAUUUUGAUAUGGCGGUGUGACGUCAUAAGGCUGCGCCGUGCUCCUGCAUCUGUGACUCGGUUGAAGAAAGGUAUUUUAAGGCCAUUAUCACUCUGACUCCCUCACCAGUGUGCUGACUACUGAACUAGGGAGCUGAUUGAGACGCACCCAGAGAUUCACUUUGCUUUUUUCUUUCUGCUAAUUAUUUUCAUCUUAAACAGGACAAACUGUUCAAACACAGAAAAACUCCUGGUAAAGCAGCUGAGAUCCACGUGACCCACUAUUAUAAAUAUUGUGUUUAUUAAAGAGGAGAGUGAAGACAUGAAGAUUGAAGAAACAUUCAGAGUCAAACAUGAAGAUACUGAGGAACAAAUAAAGAUUGUGUUUAUUAAAGAGGAGGGCGAAGACAUGAAAAUUGAAGAAGCAUUCAGAGUCAAACGUGAAGAUACUGAGGAACAAACAGGGCAGGUGUGAAUACAGAAAUCGCAUUCAGGUGCGCACCAAACAACCGCACCGAAACCCAGCUGAAGAGGUGGUUUCGGUCCGCUUCCAAACGAACUCUGGUCAGGUUUGUUUAAGACCUGAUGACAGUGAAGGAGGAGAGUCGAGAUCUUACUGAAAGGGAAGAGAACAAUAUUAAACAUGAUUCCAUAACUGGAGAAGAAUAUUUUAGUUGUUUACAGACUGAAAAGACUUGCUCUCAAAAAAGAGCUCAGAAGACUGGAACUACAAGUAAUUUCAUCUGCCAACAGUGUGGAAAGAGUUUUAGAAAAAACGGAAACCUUAAAGUCCACAUGAGAAUUCACACUGGAGAGAAGCCUUACACCUGCCAACAGUGUGCAAAGAGCUUCCCACGAAUUGAUAGUCUUAAGAGUCACAUGAGAAUUCACACUGGAGAGAAGCCAUUUGUAUGUGGUCUAUGUGGAAAACGUUUCUCACAUAAAGCAACCUUUUAUAGUCAUAUGAGAAUUCACACUGGAGAGAAGCCUUACACCUGCAAACUGUGUGGAAAAACCUUGAAUCAAAAAGCAAAACUCAAGAUUCACAUGAGAGUUCACACUGGAGAGAAACCUUUCACAUGUGAUCAGUGUGGCAAAUGUUUCCCAUAUAAAGAAAGCCUUAAUAAGCACAUGAAGAUCCACUUAAGAGAGAGCUGUUUUAUAUGUCAUCAGUGUGGAAUGAGUUUCACAGACAGGAAUCACCUUAAGAGGCACAUAAUGACUCACAUUGGACACGAGCCUUUUAUGUGUUAUGACUGUGGAAAGAUUUUCAUAAAAAAAGCAAACCUCAAGACUCACAUGAGAGCUCACAUUUGAGGAUAGAUUUUCACCUGCCAACAGUGUAGAAAGAGUUUCAGACAUAAAAAAAAACUUUCUACCAGUGGUGUUCUGAAACGAGGAGGCAAAGUCCUCAAAGUUUUUUUUUACAUUUUUUUUUAUCAAAUGUAAAUUCAUGUCCCAGUCACAUUUUCUUGGUUAAAUAAACAUUACUUAGAAUUUUUUUUCUUUUCUGUUAGUCUAUUUUAUAUUUUUACAUCAAGUCAAGUCAAGUCAAGUCACCUUUAUUUAUAUAGCGCUUUUACAAUACAGAUUGUGUCAAAGCACUUAACAGUAUCAAAUUGGAGGAUAGAGUGUCAGUAAUGUAUAAUGAUAAGAUUAAACACUCAAUUUUCAGUUAAAGGCAUUUCAUUAUUGAAUUCAGAGAUGUCAUUGUCUAGCUCGGUUUAGUUUAAAUAGUAUCUGUGCAAUCAAAUCGGCGAUAAUCGCUAGAAAUUAAGUGUCCCCAACUGAGCAAGCCAGAGGCGACAGCGGCAAGGAACCAAAACUCCCUCUGUGACAGAAUGGAGAAAAAAAAAACCUUGGGAGAAACCAGGCUCUCCUCUGACCAGACGAAACCCGCAGUUCAAAAG
This is a messenger RNA of Onychostoma macrolepis, 1917 nucleotides long. RefSeq names its product gastrula zinc finger protein XlCGF49.1-like. The record is from RefSeq and is a predicted model, not a curated record. The transcript is spliced from 4 exons. NCBI's taxonomy places the organism in Eukaryota, Metazoa, Chordata, Actinopteri, Cypriniformes, Cyprinidae. Gene Ontology annotation, molecular function: DNA-binding transcription factor activity, RNA polymerase II-specific; RNA polymerase II cis-regulatory region sequence-specific DNA binding. Gene Ontology annotation, biological process: regulation of transcription by RNA polymerase II. The coding region runs from base 593 to 1324 and encodes 243 amino acids.